This is a messenger RNA of Trichobilharzia szidati, 636 nucleotides long. The record is from the annotation of a GenBank genome assembly. Lineage: Eukaryota; Metazoa; Platyhelminthes; Trematoda; Strigeidida; Schistosomatidae.
AUGGGAACAACUGAUGUUGAGUGUGAUAAUCAUGAACACAGUGAAGUCGACAAAAGAGUUAAACUCAUUCUCGUCGGUGAUUCAAAUGUUGGCAAAUCCAGUUUAGUUAGAGCAUUCACUACAAAACCAACUGAUUUGGACUCUUCAUCUACUAUUGGAACAGAUUUAAAAUUGCAUGAAAUGUGGGUCGAUGGUCAGUUAGUGAAACUUUAUAUUUGGGAUACAGCAGGCACAGAAAGAUUUAAAAAUACUUUGACUCCAUCAUACUUCCGUCAUGCACAAGGUGCUUUAGUUGUUUAUGAUGUUGGCUGCCAAAAAAGUUUUGAUGAAUUGAAAACUUGGCUGAAAAUGGUUGAACAUCAUUCAGGCUCAAGGAUAAUUAAAUUAAUUGUUGGAAAUAAAAUUGAUUUACCUGCACGAGCUGUUGCUGUUCAAAAAGCUGAAGAAUACGCACAAAGUGUCAGUUGUACUUAUUUAGAAACAAGUGCGAAAAGUAGAGUGAAUGUAAAAGAAGCAUUUGAAACACUAGUUAAAAUGAUUCUUGAAAAGCAAGCAACUGAAGUACGCAUUAAAGAGACACGUAUUGUUCUUCAUGAGAAGUCGAAUGCACGCAAAUCACGGUGUUGUCAUCAUUAA